CCGCCCGAGAACCCGCCAUUUUGAAAACCUUGUUGAUUCCGGGAGGGAGGGAAGAGGGAGAAGGAGAGGGAAAGGGCAAGAGUGGCUGCAGGCAGUAGGGCUGCACCGCGGCGGGGCGUGUGUGUGUCGCUGCGCCCGGACCCGCCUGUCCAGCAGUAACUGCCGCCUUCAGCUGCUGCCGCCGCGCCUGAGGAGGGAGCCGGGGCUCGUGCUGAGAAGCAUAUACCAUGUCUUCUGUUGAUUCAUCAAAAGAAGAUACAAUGUCAUCAGAAAAAACAGAUGAGAAACAACCUGAAACUGAAAACAAAGCUGAGGAAAGUGAUGAAGAUGAAGAAGAGGAAGAGGAGGAAGAGGAAGAAGAAAAGGAGAAGAGUCUCAUUGUUGAAGGAAAAAGGGAAAAGAAGAAGGUUGACCGGCUGACUAUGCAAGUGUCCUCACUGCAGAAGGAACCUUUCACAAUUACACCAGGAAAAGGACAAAAACUCUGUGAAAUUGAGAGGAUACAGUUCUUUCUGAGUAAAAAGAAGACAGAUGAACUUAGGAACCUGCACAAACUCCUCUACAACAGGCCAGGCACUGUCGCAUCCCUAAAGAAGAAUGUGGGUCAGUUCAGUGGGUUUCCAUUUGAAAAAGGAAGUGACCAAUAUAAAAAGAAGGAAGAAAUGUUAAAAAAAUUUAGAAAUGCAAUGUUGAAAAGUAUCUGUGAAGUUCUUGACUUGGAAAGAUCAGGAGUCAAUAGCGAGCUCGUAACCAGAAUAUUAAACUUCCUUAUGCAUCCAAAGUCUUCAGGCAAGCCAUUGCCAAAGUCCAAAAAACCACAAAGCAAAGGUGGCAAAAAAGAGCGCACUAGCUCUGGAACAACAAGAAAAGCGAAACGUACCAAGUACCCAGAGAUCUUGUCAGAUGAAUCCAGUAGUGAAGAAGAUGAAAAAAAGGAAAAGGAUGAGUCUUCAGAAGAAAAAGAAAGUGAAGAUGAGCCCCCAAGAAAAGCAUCUAAAAGAGAAAAAUCUAAAAAGAUUACUUCUAAAACCAAGAAAGCUGUGAAGGGUGCAAAUGUCAAGAAAGCAGACAGCAGCACUACUAAGAAAAACCAGAACAGUUCUAGAAAAGAAAGUGAGUCUGAGGAUAGUUCAGAUGAUGAACCUUUGAUUAAAAAACUGAAGAAACCACCCACAGAUGAAGAACUGAAGGAAACUGUCAAGAAUUUGUUGGCCAAUGCAAAUUUGGAGGAGGUUACAAUGAAACAAAUCUGCAAGGAAGUGUAUGAAAAAUAUCCUAGUUAUGACUUAUCUGACAGAAAAGACUUCAUUAAAAAAACAGUCAAAGAGUUGAUUUCAUGAUCUGAUUUGACUGUGGGAAAUGAAGAAUCCUGGGUUUAUGUUUCCAUGGAUUUGAAGAUCUGAUAGGCACCAGCAAAAGGAAUGUGUCUUACCCUUGUAUUUUUAGUCAGAUCUAAUUCUGCUGAUCUAAUGUUAAGUGUUAAUGUAAAUUGCUUUGUGUGGGUUUUUUUGUUGUUAAACAGAACUGCAUUUGAUGCAAUUUUUAGUUGAACAUACUUAAGUUUCAUGCAUGGCAAUAAAUGUUCCCUUUUUAUAGUUUUGUACAUUUUGAACUGCAUUGUAUAACUAGAUUCAUUAGAGCCAUCAUAGCUUUUUAGCGUGGAUUACCAGCGGAGAGGAGAUUUUAAAAUCAACUAAGAUGAAAGCUGCUUGUCUACACAUAUACAUGCAGAGACUGGAAUAUUGCAGUAUUGGUUACAAAGACAUUUUGAAUACAUAUUCUGAAAAUAAGAAGAGUUAGUCAUGUAUUAAUCUCUUUUAUAUUCUGAUACAUGCUACAGAUACAGAAUUAUUCUGAACCUAGAUUACAGUCUUGCAUGUGUAGGCACUAAAAGAAUUCUCACAGCAUGGUAACUAAUUGGCAUAUAGAUGUUAUUUUUGUACUUUCAAAAGGCUUUUUGUUGUGUAUAUAAAGUUAUUUCAAAUUUCUUUUGUGCAAAUCAGUUUUUUAAUCUUGGUAUCUUUGACAUUUCACAUCAUAAAUUCAGUGUUCAGCAGUGAGGCAGUGAUAACAAGUGGUGUGCAGAAGUUUCAUGAAAAUGAGAUGAGGUUUCAUUAUGUUUGUCUCAUCUUACCUUGUACAAAAACUAAACUGUAGGUUGAUACCUGUAGUUUAACUUUAUACAGAGACUACAGACAUUGUUUCAAUGUCUUGGAUGCAGUAAAUAAAAUCCCUCCAAAGGCAAUAGGAAAAUUUCUAGCAUCUCACAAGUGGGUAUCCAAGAUAUACAGCUGGAGGCUUGAUAGCUUUGGACAUCCACAGUAGGGCUUCCAAAUCAGAUAGCACUGAUGUGAACAUGUAUUUAACCUCUCUUCUGUGUGGGAAGGCUUUCUGAACCUGAGCUUCAUUGCCUCAGCAUGAAUAAUGGUACUUGUAAGCCUGCAGUCUUUAACUGUGGCUAGCAGCUUUUAGGAUCAAAGCCAACUCUGUGCAUAAGUUUCUGUUUAGGUUUUCUCCAUACACCUUGUUUCUAAUAUGGGAAUCCUACACUUGAAAUCAUGAAACUAAGAGCUGCCAAAGUGUGGGCUGCCAUUCACACCGUGAGCACAGAAUCCCUCUGACUAGUAUUGCUGGAAAGACAAAGUGUAUUUUUUUGAAUUUUAUUAUUGUACAGUUGAGAAAUAAGGGUUCAUAAAUUAUCUAAAUUCCGAAAAUGUUCAGCCAGUUAGACUGUUGAUCUUAUACACACUUUUGAAUUUCUUUGCGUGUAAUCAUUUAUAAUAAGGCUGAAUGUAAUGGGGAUUUUUUGUAUUCAAUAAAUGUCUUUCAAAAAAAUGUAAAUCAGUUUUAAUCUAACAUUUGCUUACAUGUAUAGUAAAAAAAAAACCUAUCUAGGAACGUGAUUGGUUGUCUUUAUCUCAUCUGCUAGAAAAUAUUGGCUUUUCUACUUUAGAAGACACUAUUGCUGAAAUACAUGUCCUUGCACCAAGAUUUUAUAUCUUAUGUGAGGUUGAUUUGUGUUUUGUUUUGAUUUUUUGGUGGGUUUUUGUCUCUGUCUCAGCAAAAAGAACACUUUUUAGUUUGCAGUUUAAAACAUUAAAGAUUUCCAAGUCAGUCUUAAGAGCAGAAA
Molecule: messenger RNA, 3130 nt
Organism: Serinus canaria (Common canary)
Lineage: Eukaryota; Metazoa; Chordata; Aves; Passeriformes; Fringillidae
Gene: DEK
Product: DEK proto-oncogene
Exons: 11
Coding region: 228-1340 (370 amino acids)
Biological process (GO): chromatin organization; regulation of double-strand break repair
Cellular component (GO): nucleus
Molecular function (GO): DNA binding; histone binding
Source: RefSeq, a predicted model, not a curated record